GCGUUGAAGUAUGAAUGGUGAAGGUGAAGCCCUAAUUAGGAUACGAGAAGUCUGUGAAGCGGGGCUUCAUGGCUAUCCUCACAAUCUGCCGAGACUCUCGAUAAGGCCCCGAUGCGUCCUCGCUCCAUUGCGGUGAAGUUCAAGUUUUGAAGCGCUUCAUUGAGCAGGGAAAUUGGGCCGAGUCGGGCCCGAUUGCACAAUCCCUUGGAAAGUCUGUUCGGCUAGGUGAAGACUGUUUAGGUGUGCGCUGUGAAUGUGUGAGAAGGUUGGCGUGGCUGUUUUGAGCAGGUAUCAAAGUCAUCGUUGGGCGAACGAUCAGUGUGGGGGUUCUGGUGUUAAUGGUAGAUAGUUUGUAAGAGAUAUUUUGGACAUUGUUGCUGGUUUUAAAGAAGAUGAUGCCGCCGGGGUUCGGGCCGGAAUAUACUAGGAGCAAUGAUGGCGGGAGCCAUGGCCUGGGUGGCUUACGGUUUUCUCAUAGAGAAGCACUACGUAUGGAGGCUAUUGCGCCAGGAGUUCGUGGUGUGUAUAACGGUGGACACGGUCCCCCAUCUCAUGACGAGAAUUACAAUGGUCGGCCUCGAAUGAUAGUGGCGACAGGGUCCAUAGGUAUGUCAGCUUCAGUUGGAUCAGCAGCUGCAGAAACCUGGGAUAUGAAAGCGAUGGCGGCACAUCGGCAUAGGACUUUGGUUGCUGAAUGCUCUGCCCAAAGGAUGGACUUGAAAGCACAGAUGCAGGCAAUCCCGUCACAAACGUUUCUUUCUGGAUUUAGGCCCCCGCUUAUGCACUCGGAAACACUCCCUCCACAAGCGUGUCCACCCGGAUUCAGGCAUUCAUCUAUUUACAACAAGGCUUUGCCUCCACAGAGUUUUCCUCCGAGUUUCAGGGGUCCAUCCAACUUCACUGAAGGACUGUCAACACAGAGUGGUCCUCCAGGUUUCGGGCCCCAAAUUCCGUAUGCGGAAAACUCAGCUAUUAUACAGCCAGAAAUGAAGUUUCGGACUGCGGAACCGAGCACACUUGGGUCUGAGUUUCACCACGAUGAUCGGUCAGGACACCUGUUUGGAAUACGUGAAACCAUGCGUGGGUCUUCCGUGUACGGAGGGGCAGAUAGACGUGGUUGGUUUCUAAAUGAAAGUUCCUCCGGUGCAGGAAGAGUUUGUGAGAAUCACUUCGUAGAUCCUCAUAUUUCUAAGCCUUACAUAUUGCCGCCGCAACCUUGGGUUGAGCAACUACUGAAUCAGUCUCGUGGUGCUAAUACUGAAAAUGAGAGUUGGAGCCGCGAUUCACUUCCUCAGCAUGUUCGACCACACUCUCCUACAUCAGUGUCGAAGGUAACUUCACCUCUGGCUUUGUACACAGGUAUUUGUUGGUCAAGGAAUUUACAGGAUGACAAUCUUGCAAGCACUCGCGAGGCAGGAAAACGGCGUAGUUAUGAAGGUGUUGACAGUAAUCUGCGAACGCCUUCAUUCAAGCUGCCAAGAAUUGAUCGUUUGGAAGACAACCUUCUUGAGCCGACGUCUCGACGAGCUGAAAGUCACCUGGAGUUUGAGAAAACAAGGUCUGACGGAUUAGAAAUCAGCGAUGAAAGGUUCUACAAUCGAGAUAGGUCUCACUCUUCUCCCUUGCACUCACGAAAGCAGAUGAAGUACAGGAGUAUACCUGAACCUGAUGACCGACGUAUGGAGCGUUGGUGUGAUAAACAGGACUCGAGGACUCCGCACAUCUCACCUCAGAAUUUAUCUGAUAGAGGGUUGUGGUCUCCACAUGAUGGUCAUCGACCUCACCACAGUAUAGAUAUAUCUCUGGAGUCGAAAUUACGUACCAGAUCUAGCUUGUCCAGACCGACUACACAUAUUGAUCGAUCCUCCUUGCGGGCUCCCCCUAGAUCUUAUCGCUCUAAUAGUAAAACCAACAAAUACAGGAAUGGUUCACAUGAAGUUAAACGAAGUGAACUUUCAAAUCUUAGUAUUGGGUUACCCAGAAUAAAUCUUCAUUCUCGGAGUCCGGAAGAAUACCCGGAUUGCCACAGACGGGCGCUACGGGCAGACGAAAGUUGUAUACGGAACGGUGAUAGGUCGCCUUGGUUACUAGGAAGAAAGACCAGUUUUGCGGGUGGGACUGAUCAACAUGCUGCUUCUGGGAUAUCCGCGAAUAUGCAGAGUGGAGUAGAAAGAAAAGCAGCACCGGAUGGAUCUACAAUGAUUCAUUCCUCAAGGGCUGUUGGGGACCAUGUGGAAGAUGAAAGAAGUCGAAGUGGGUGUCAGAUUCCUGUUUUUUCAACAGAAGAGCAAUCACACUGCAGGUACAUCGGUGUGAUGCAAAAGGCGACCGACUCUUUAGACAUUGUGCGGCUUUCAACGGAUAAGAUCAAGAAUGAGAGAGGAUCGCCUCCACCUCUUAGGCCAAGCAAAAGACGAAAGUUUGCAGGGCUAGAAACCAAGCCCGAACAACAUGGGAACUUGGACAAUAAGUUGCCAUUGUACAAGAAUAAUGUUCAAUUUUCUGGUGAGAGGGCAAGUUCGAGCAUUUCAAAAGAUGCGACUCUGAUUGUUGGAAAGCACUCGGUUUCUAUGCAACCUGUUGCAGAAAGUUCAUCGGAAAUAAUCAGAAAUAUUUCUAACGUCAAGCCUGUAAAAGUAUCACAAGAUUUAGAAGUGGACUGGGAUAUCCAACCAGAGAGGAUUACUUCUAGAGUACAAGAUGCUUUUGGUGCUGCGGCUGAGCCGUCUUUUGUUGAAAUUUCUAAUACUGAUGAUGUAGGUACUGUGAUACCCAAGGAUACACCAAAGGAAGGAGAAGAACACAAGAAAAGGAUUUCUAUUGUGAAGUCUGGGCAGAUUCAGGAUGAGGUGCAAGAAGGAACGAUGCACCCGGGAAAGGAUUCCAAGUCUGUAUCGGGCUCAAGGUCCUUAUUGGAAAGGAAAUCUCUGGUACCAUCGGAAAAAAAUAGACAAUUCCUGGAAAAUGGAAUUAUAGAAUCAGGUCCUGUUAGAGCCUCUACUUAUCCGUCAAGUCUGGCAUCGGAAGUUACUCUUCAUUCUCCAACUGUGGUUCUUGGAACCGAUGAUGACCUCGUCACAGUCAGUAAGCUUAGCACAGAUUUCAAUGAGGGAACAGGGCAGAAAGUGAUUCUUACUGACCACAAGACCGAACUCAUUCCCAUCGCCAAUUUACUGAAGACGCCAACUGGAUCUGACUUAAAGCCCUCUGAGUCAUUGGGCAAGUCCCAUUCCCCUGGUGAGUCGAUAUUGCAAGAGGAUGUUCUCGGUUUUUCGUGCUCCCAGCACAUGUUACAAGACUUACCUACUUCGAAAGUCAGUAAAGAGAGAGACUCUUCAGAGCCUUCGGAAAUUAUAUUUAGAACCCUGGAAUCGUCCUCUAUGGCGACGAAAUUUUUACUGGAAGAGUCGUUUGUGGAUGGACAAAUCGUACAGAUAGACCAGCUACUACAUUCUGGAAAAGAAGCUGCAGUGAUGUCCAGAUGUAAUCCGUGUGUAGGGGAUACGAGGGUCAGUUCGUUGACAGAGGUCGUAGAUCGGCAGGUCGUCAUUUCUGGAACCAGCUUAAGUACAUUGAUACCCUCAGGUAUAGAAACCAACGGAGAAUCUCCAGUCAAUGACAGAACUGCAGAAUCUUUUCACCAAUCUGUGCAUUCUGAACUACACCACUCAUUAGGCUUACCAGGACAUAAGCAGGCCAAGCAACCAGGUGGGUUGGUUAGUGAGAAAUUAGUUUCUAUGCCAAAGUUGCGGAAUGUCAUGACGGAGAAAGGAGAAGCUUGCAUAGUGCAGGAGAAACAAGACAUAACAACUGCGCCACAGUCUUCUGACUUGUCAAACACAUCAGAUAAAGAAGAAUAUCAGUUGGCUAGGCCAGGAGGAAAUUUUCGAAAUGAGCCGCAAGAAAGAUUUACCGAGGGAGAUACAGAUUCUACAAAACUGGCCAGGGCUUUUACAAGCGAGGUAGCGGCUUCUGUUAAUGAGUCGAGAGCAGAUCUGAAGUUGAUCCCACAGCUUUCUGCCGAAAAUGAUAAGGCAGUUUUGCAUGUCGAGCGGGAGUUGGGCAAGAGGCGUAAACUAGUGCGUGUUGAAAAUGGCGAUAACAUGCAGCAAGUGACAACUGUGGUUGACACUGCAGCUAAUGGCAAGAAGACUAAUACUGUUGCCGAAGAAAUUAAGCGAGGGUUGAUUUCGGUCAAGAAUCAGAUAUCCAGUUUGAAAGAUGGGAUGAUGAACACCGUACCAGUUCUCAAGCCAGUAAAUACGCACCUUGCAUCUAGCCACCCCCCAGCUCAAUCAAUAGCUGCACCACAGUUUCCGGAACUACGCUCGUACAGGAGUAGUAAGACAUGGCGUAGGGAACCCACAUCUGUCAGUUCUCAAAGAUUCCCCAACGAUCCUCGCCAUGCACCCGCGGUAGUUGUCCAACCCAGUGCCUACGUCCGGAAAAAGUUUAGUAUAGUAAGGUUUCCUACGCAGCAAGUUUCUUGCCAAGCCAAUGUCAUUGCGCAGCCUACUACUUCGUAUAGAUGUCGUCAGAAAGAUGCGACAGAUUCUGGUAAGAGUCUUGCUUUGUCUGCAUCACAGUUACCGAAACAUGUUCAAGUUGGUGCCCUCAGCCCAAGUACCACCUCUACUGCAUGUCCUUCUGAAAAGAAUCCGGAUAUUAAAAUGAAUACUAUUUGUGCAAAACCGUCUGAAAAGCCAAUGCUUUCUUCGAUAAGAGGAUCAAAUCCUGCUGGAGAUGAAACUUUAGCCACUCAUCCUGAGUCAAUUGUGACAGGCAUACCCUCUGCACCUUCAUCCAAAUCAUCUCCAUGCAGACCCACUUGCGUCGAGGCAAGCAGUGACCUCACUACCUUGGCGUGUAACCCCGCUAUUAAGCCGUCAGGUAGAGCUUCCGAUGAGACGUUCGGGUAUGUGGUAUCUGGGAAAAAGUUGUUCAUGCAGAGAAAGUUGAAUCGGUCUGCAGUUGGACCGUCCACAGCGUCUGCGUCACCGAGUUCAAGACCUGGUAUGGAGAAAUGUGAUGUUCCUCUAGGCUAUGUUAAAAGGAAAACCAAUCAACUUGUCCGCUGCGGUCAUCGCCACGAAAGUAGUGCAAACGAUGCUUUGUUCCAAGAAGUUGGUGAUCAGAUGAAAUCUACGAGCCGGCAGAGGAAAUAUUCUGCUCAAACGAAGACGAAGACGAAGCUUGGUAGAGUGUUAUCCCAAAAGAAUGGCAGAGUCCAUAGCGUGGCAAAGGUUUGGACUCUUAGUAAUGAGGGCAAACACAAUACUUCUGUCCUGGGUGUGUGUAAAAAUAAGCGAUAUCCUCUGUUUCCUUGGAAAAGGGCGAAAAUUGUAGCACCACGCUUGCGACGUGGUAGACCUCCACAUGAAGGGAAAAUGGGUGCAUUAUUUUUCCAUAUAAGAAAUCAGCUACAGAAGUAUCGAUCAGGGCACCCAGUCUACACUCGAUCUGCAGAUGGAUUUUCACUCCACCGAUCAGGUGUCGUUAGCAGGAGUGGGGCAAACUUGAAGUGGACAAAAUCCCUCAUGACACAAUCCAUACUUGCUAGUGAGGCUGCAACGAAAGUAGUUGCUGAAGCAGAAAAAGAGAAAAGGGUUAAGAAGGAAGCGGUUGCAAAGGCCAGAGUUGAGCGAAGGUCAUUGCAGGAUUCUGAUAAUCAAGCAAAGCUCUACUCAGGGUCUGUUGAACCUUCCUCGGUUUCUUCGGUGGAAUCUGGCGGAAUUGGCGGAGCUGUGUAUGUACGGAAAGGAUUUGGCAAUCAGCUUGUCAGGGACUCGAGGACAACUGCCCGUGUGUUUGCAAGUGAGAAAGUUCGCUGGAGCCUUCACAACGCUAGAUUACGCAGAGCUAAAAAGCAAGCCUUUUGUGUGUACUAUACAAGGUUUGGUGUAUGCAAAAGGGGGGAUGGUAAAUGUCUCUAUAUUCACGAUCCUGAAAAGGUGGCUGUUUGCACAAAAUUUCUUAGAGGGUCUUGCUCAGAUCCGGCAUGCCGCUUGACCCAUAAGGUUAUUCCAGAACGCAUGUCAGACUGCUCAUACUUCCUUGAAGGUCUAUGCACAAAUGAAAAUUGUCCUUACAGGCAUGUCAACGUCAAUCCUAAAGCUCCAAUUUGUGAGGGCUUCCUCCAAGGCUAUUGUUCUGACGGUGACAUGUGCAACAAGAAGCACACGUAUGUGUGUCCUCAGUAUGCUGUGACAGGGAAAUGCUCAUCAAGUACCUGUAAACUUCGUCAUCCGAAGAAGAAAAAACAGCCUACAUCUACAUCAAAAGACAACAUAGGUUCUAAAAGAGAAGGUAGGUAUUUUGCACCCACUGCAUCAGCUGAGGGAGAAUAUCAAAGACAACACUUGUGUGCUGUUAAUGAUGUGGGUGACAAGGUCACAGAAUCAGGUGAUGAACGAGCAGAUUUUAUUAGCAUCGACGAGUUGGAUUCGGAAUCUCCCAAGGAGUCUCAGGAUACUGACAAGUUGUUGUAUCAUAGGAAUGUUUUUCUUUCAAGUAGACUCCCGAAGGGUGGAUCAACUAACGCUCUAGAGGAUCUUUUGAAGCCCAGGUUUUUGCUAAAACCUGAUGUUACUUCUUCAUGAAUUUGCCCAUCGUAUUAACUGACGAUUGUUAAUUAGUGAUUUAGCUGUAAUGCAGCCAGAGGUUCGGUUAUUCCCGUGUCAUCUGGCCAUGGAAAUACCUACUCCAUCUCUGGAUUUACUGACUUCAACCCGUGAGAUGAUCUUACUUCACAUUGCUUUCAUUCAGAAUUAUGUAGUAGCUAGUGUUUUUGGAACUUAACUAGCAAGGUUUAUCUACCUCAUGAUAUGCUUAGUACAGCCCUCGUAGCACUUGAGUUGGCUAGAUUUUAGGUGGCGCUGCUCGAGGACAGGACUUCUCAUCAGUGCAAGCUGCCGUCACGCAUUGGACACUGAUCUACUAUUUCUCUCGAGAAUGUACGUUAUCCACCAGGGUCAAUUACGGGUGGUUACAGUGUGGGAAUUCAACCGAAUUGUUUUUGGUGAUUCCUGAGUCGUAAAUGUAAAAUAUUUCAGCUGGAGUGAAUCGACAGCAUGUCUGUAGCGGUUUAGUGGGUAGGCGUAUUGAUCAUUCUCUGCUCUUUCAAACUAUGAAUUGAAACGGCGUGACACAGGCUUUGUUAAACAUCAGUAUAGGUUUCGGGGUUACGUUCUAUGUCCUGACCAUUUAGUUUGACUAACACAGACAUCGCAAAUGAGGUUCAGGUAUUGUUGUUAGCAACUGCCACAAAUGUUUUGGAGGAGGUGUAUGUUCUGUUUCUGCCUCAAUUGCAAUGUACUGUACUUUACCAAGUAAUAAAAUUAUCUUUUUUAAAAAUUUGAAUCA
Molecule: messenger RNA, 7362 nt
Organism: Physcomitrium patens
Lineage: Eukaryota; Viridiplantae; Streptophyta; Bryopsida; Funariales; Funariaceae
Cellular component (GO): nucleus
Molecular function (GO): metal ion binding
Source: RefSeq, a predicted model, not a curated record